Molecule: messenger RNA, 879 nt
Organism: Rodentolepis nana
Lineage: Eukaryota; Metazoa; Platyhelminthes; Cestoda; Cyclophyllidea; Hymenolepididae
Source: the annotation of a GenBank genome assembly
AUGCAGCAAGAUCCAACCGAAGAAAUCCAAAUUCUUCUGCGAUUCAAAGGAGUUCCCAAUAUUAUUACUCUGCGCGAUAUUUAUGAAUGUAAUAGCAAAAUCUACCUGGUCACGGACUACAUGUCUGGAGGUGAACUUUUGGAUAAAAUUAUGCGCCAAAAAUCAUUCACAGAAAUGGAGGCUUGUGCUAUUGUUGAAGUUCUUGCCUCUACUCUUAAUAUUCUCCAUAAUCAAAUGGUAGUCCAUCGUGAUCUAAAACCAUCAAACAUUCUUUACGCAGAUGCGAAUGAGUCACCGAAAAGUCUCUAUAUUUGUGAUUUCGGAUUCGCCAAGCAGCUUAGAGCGGAAAACGGUCUGCUCAUGACCCCUUGCUACACGGCCCAAUUUGCUGCUCCGGAGGUUUUGAAGAUGCAGGGCUAUGAAAAGGCAUGCGAUAUUUGGAGCUUGGGUGUUAUCCUUUAUACCAUCUUAUCUGGGCGAAUACCCUUUGCAACUGGUCCGAACGAUCCUCCUGACGUUAUUCUUCAAAGAAUUGAAAUGGGACCACCUCAGUUGAAAGAAUCCUGUUGGAAUUCUAUAUCAAACGAAGCAAAGCAAUUGGUCCUCAGCAUGCUAAAUGUGGAUCCUAGUCAACGACCAACAGCUGCUGAGAUAUUGAGUGAUCCUUGGAUCAAAAAUCGAAAUUCUCUUUCCAAAAACCCACCAUAUUCCCUUCAAUUACCCGACGCUCAAACUGUUAAGGCCACAGUAGUGGGAUUCUUUAAAGCCUUGAAAUCGAGUCCAAAAACUGAAUUGGAACCUGUUGGAUCAUCGUUCUUGGCCCAACGACGGGCAAAAUCCAAGACCCUUCCUGGUGACGGUAGCAAUAGCAGCACCUGA